Erythranthe guttata (spotted monkey flower) is the source of this 2253-nucleotide messenger RNA. NCBI's taxonomy places the organism in Eukaryota, Viridiplantae, Streptophyta, Magnoliopsida, Lamiales, Phrymaceae. The record is from RefSeq and is a predicted model, not a curated record.
AUGAUUCACGGCCCGUGUGUUCUGGGCAAUCAAAACUCUCCAUGCAUGAAGGACGGGAUUUGCACGAAGCGAUUUCCAAAGAGUUUUGUCAACCGUACUGAGGCCAAUGCAAAUGGUUAUCCGGUGUACAAAAGAAGAGAAAAUGGGAGGACCGUGGUUAAUAAGAAAACAUAUCUCGACAAUGGUUUCGUCGUGCGUUAUAACCGUGCUCUACUGAAAAAUUACAGAGCACACAUUAAUGUCGAGUUGUGCAACCAGAAUAAGUCGAUAAAGUAUUUAUUCAAGUACGUCAACAAAGGACACGAUUGGGUCUGGGCGACAUUUUAUCAAUCAAAUAAUCCAGGUGCAACUCCUGAAAGUCGCGAUGAGAUAAAGAUGUACUACGACUGCAGAUAUCUUUCGGCAUGCGAUGCUGUUGGAGAUAAUGACUCAUUAGUUGAUGUGCUGAACAGACCGACUGCGAAGCAAACGAUCUGGUUCCAAGCGAAUAAGUGUUACCAUGAAGCUAGAAAUUUGAGGUAUGGAGAGUUUCCACAGAAAUUUGUCUAUAAGGAAAAUGCUCGCUGUUGGAUGCCGAGAAAGAUAGGAUUCUCGAUCGGAAGGGUUACCAAUGUACCGCCGGGCAGGGGUGAAGACUAUUACUUGAGACUGUUGUUGAACUUUCAAAGAGGUUGCACGUGUUACGAUGAUCUUAGGAAAGUCGAGGAUCACGUCUACCCAACUUUCAAAGAUGCGUGCUUUGCGCUUGGACUACUAGAUGACGACAAGGAGUACAUAGCUGGCAUAAAGGAGGCAAAUAAUAUGAGCAGACCGGAACAUGUGUGGGAGUGUUGCUGGAAAGAAUUCGUCGAGGAUAUUGCGUACAGACUGCAACAACGUCGUACCAAUUCAGGUCCACAUGUGUCAGACGACACUCUAAGAAACUACGCUUUGAUCGAAAUAGAAAAUAUAUUGCAAUGCAACAGCACAAGCCUGAGUAACUUUCCCCCUGCCGAUUCCAAUUGGGUCGAUGACGGAUGGCACGAGAAUAAAUACCUUUCAUCCAUUACUGAUGAGCAGAAAAAAGUGUUCGAUGAUAUCAUGGAUGCUGUUACAAAUGACAGAGGUGAACUGUUCUUUCUUUAUGGGCAUGGAGGAACGGGAAAGACUUUCAUAUGGAAAACUCUAUCGGCUGCUAUCCGUUCAAAAGGCGAAAUAGUUAUAAAUGUUGCUUCCAGUGGUAUUGCUUCACUUCUACUUCCAGGUGGCAGAACUGCUCAUUCCAGAUUAGGACUGCCAAUAAUUGUACAUGAGAGCUCCACAUGCAGCAUCAAACAACAGAGCCCACAGGCAGAAUUGUUGUCUAGAGCAAAGCUUAUCAUAUGGGAUGAGGCACCGAUGAUGCACAGGUACUGUUUCGAAGCACUCGACAAAACAAUGAAAUCUAUACUUGAUUCAGAUAUGCCAUUCGGAGACAAGGUUGUAGUGCUUGGAGGGGGCUUUCUGCAAAUUCUGCCAGUUGUGUUGAAAGCGUCGAGACAAGACACUGUUCAUGCUACAAUGAAUUCAUCACCGUUGUGGAGACAAUGCAAGGUUAUGAAGUUAAACAAGAACAUGAGACUUCAGUCCUCCUCCUCUUCCGCCAAUGCGGAUGAAAUAAGAGAAUUUACGGACUGGAUAUUGAGAAUCCGCAAUGAUGAUGCUGGCGAGAUAAAUGACGGUGAUGCCACAAUUGAAAUUCCCGAUGACAUGCUGAUUCGGAAUUCUGCAGAUCCCUUUUUGGAUCUUAUAGAGUUUGUGUAUCCCGAUCUGGUGACCAACCUUUUCACUCCUGAGUAUUUCGAAGGCAGAGCAAUCCUUGCAUCCACUAAUGAAAGUGUUGGUUUUGUGAACGAUCAUUUUUUGUCGAUCAUAACUGGAGAGGAGAAGGUCUAUUUCAGCUCAGGUAGUACGUGCAAGGAGGAGUUGUUGUCGGAUGUCAACGCAGAAAUAUACUCACUGGAGUUUCUCAACACCAUAUCAUGUUCCGAAAUUCCACCGCAUAAGUUGACAUUGAAAAGAGGUGUUCCCGUUAUGCUCAUCAGAAAUAUCGAUCAUGCCAGAGGAUUGUGCAAUGGAACAAGGCUUCAUAUUAUUAAUAUGGGAAAACAAGUUCUCAACUGCAUGAUCCUAUCCGGUAAACAUGUUGGUGAUGUGGUGUUCAUUCCUAGAAUGACAUUGGUACCGUCCAACUCUACAUUGCCUAUCAAUUCCAGCGACGUCAGUUUCCGCUGA